AUGAUAACUAUUUAUCGCUUCAUUUACGAUAUUGCAGGUUCUAGUUUUUAUAGUGAUGGUACAAUACAAACUGAAAAAUUUGAUGGAAUACUGCUCUGCUGUGGCCACCAUACAAUACCAUAUUGGCCAGAACCGUUCCCCGGGCAGGGUAAAUUCCGUGGUGAAAUUAUUCAUAGCCAUGAUUAUCGCGAACCGUUCUCGUAUAUUGACAAAACUGUAGUAGUGAUUGGAAUUGGCAAUUCUUCUGGUGAUAUUGCAGUCGAUUUGAGUAGAAUCGCCAAGGAGGUUUACAUAUCAACCCGUACUGGCACUUGGGUGCUUAAAAGAAUUUGGGAUAAGGGUGAACCAAUUGAUUUUGUUUUUGUCAAUCGUUAUAUGCAUGCAAUAAGAAAACUGGCACCAUCUUGGUUGAUUAAUAAAACAUAUGAAAGCAGACUUGAACAAAACUUUGAUCAUGGACGGUAUGGUUUAAAACCGAAACAUCACGCUCUUGCACAGCAUGCUACUAUCAACGAUGACCUGCCGGGUCGUAUCGUUUGUGGGUCUAUUAUUAUUAAACCGAACGUUGCUCGUUUUACCGAACACGAUGUGAUAUUUGAGGAUGGUACAACUGUGUGUAAUGUUGAUACAGUAAUCUUUGGUACAGGUUAUUCAUUUCAAUUUCCAAUUGUUGAAGAUGGUAAUCUUAUACCUGUUACCGAUAAUGAGGUCGAUCUGUAUCUACAUAUGUAUCCACCACAAUUAUCGCCAAGGAAUAAUCUAGCUGUAAUAGGUCUUAUCCAACCGGUUGGUUCUAUAAUGCCUAUUUCUGAAAUGCAAUCUCGAUUUUACUGUGAAGUACUAGCUGGCCAUUGCAAGCUACCCAAAAUUCAAAAAAUGAAAAAAGAUAUUGAAAAAAGAAGAGCGGUAAUGGAGAAAAGAUUUCUGAAAAAUCGGCGACAUACUUUGGAGGUGGAUUAUGUAAUCUAUAUGGAUGAACUAGCGAAGAUGAUUGGUGCAAAACCGAAUUUGCUCAAGUACUGGUUCAGUGAUCCUCGUUUGGCAUACACUCUAUUGUUUGAAGGCUUGGCACCGUAUCAAUUUAGAUUAAAUGGACCACACGCAUGGGCCGGAGCGCGUGAUGCAUUACUGGGCAUGGCGAAACGGACAUUCGAUAAUUCCCGCACACGACGAACUCCCGAAACAAUGAAAUCAACACCGAUUAACAAGUUCUUCUAUUUUGUUAAAAUGACAAAGCCUUUUUAA
Molecule: messenger RNA, 1245 nt
Organism: Loa loa (African eye worm)
Lineage: Eukaryota; Metazoa; Nematoda; Chromadorea; Rhabditida; Onchocercidae
Exons: 8
Coding region: 1-1245 (414 amino acids)
Molecular function (GO): N,N-dimethylaniline monooxygenase activity; NADP binding; flavin adenine dinucleotide binding
Source: RefSeq, a predicted model, not a curated record